UAAAUUAGUUCCAAAAACCUAAUUGAAAGGCGUUAUUGCAAACGGUGACACGAAACGCGAGCGUGGGUUUUUUCAAAGUUUCAAGCGUCUCUCCGUUUCGUUCCACUGAUAUUUGCACCGACCCACGGAAAGCAAAUAUUUAUAAUUAUUCGAGUGGAUUGAAAAAUCCGAAGGUACAAACUGCUCAAAUCUCUUCUUCUAGAUUAAAAUUUCACGCAGCUUUCCAGACGCAAAUGCUAUAACGAGCCGCAUUAAUUUCAACAGUAACACAUAACCCUAUUGACGAUCAUCGUAGAGUGAUUCAUGAGUAACUAUCCGUGGGUUGAUUCAUCGCGAAACAUAACUCAGGCACUAACGUUUCAUUUCGUAAAACAGCAGCAUAUCACUGGCAGAGUCCUAUAGUUAAUUACACGGAACGUAACCAACGACACGUUAUAUUUUAGUCGUUCUAAGCAUUAGUAUGGCAAAUAUUACCACGCUUCUAGCUGUGCUUUUAGCAACGAUCGCAGGAUGCGCAGCAAUCCGUUGCUAUCAGUGCAGUUCUUCUCAGGAUCCUAAAAAUGAGGACAACUGUGGCGCGUACGAAGAAUUUGACAAGCAGCGAAAUGUGCCGAUCGAAUGCAACAGUGAAGACUCUCACAUGCCAGGAUCGUUCUGCGUCAAAAAGACGCAACAGGGAUCCAAAGGGUUCGUUUGGGAUGGAAGAUGGCGUCAAGUCAUACGGCAGUGCGAAUCUGUAUCAAGUUCUGGCAUGAUGGAUGUCUGCAAUUGGGGCGUGGACGAGAAUUUGAUAUAUUGGGAGGAGUGUUACUGUUCUAGCGAUGGAUGUAACGGAGCAUCGGAUCUUAAACCCCUGACCAUUUCAGUAUUUACAACGAUUUUUCUUGCCCUUCUAUUUCUUUCUAAAUAAGAUACAUCCGACAAUUAUUAUAAUGGUGAUAUAUACCAGCGAUUCCGUACGUUUAUAGUUUAAUACACUAGUUUAAUAAGUCGAAAAAGAACUGAAUCGGAUUUUAUGACAUGUUUUCAAGAAAUCGUAUUACUCCGUAAUUUUAUACCCUAUAUUAAUAUUAUUAAGAAAAAUUCGUUCAGAUUUUGAUAGUUCAUGUAAGCACGAGCAAUAUUCAUUAUAUAUACGAACGUACUAGCGUUUAUUAGAAAGUAGGUAUUUUUUAAAUAUACUGUUAGGUAUCAUUAUUUUUGUAUACCUUUUUAUACAAACGAAUUUUUAUAAAUAUUUACAUUUUAUGUACCAAAACUCAGUAGAUGUCUCGAAAAUUAUUUUCACUAUCCGUAUUCCCGAUCUACCAUCAAGCCACUGUGUUGGAGCAGUGGGCAGAAAAAGCUAUACACCAGUUUAAACAUUGAUAACUAUUUUAAUCAUUAUGA
Neodiprion fabricii is the source of this 1389-nucleotide messenger RNA. RefSeq lists its product as uncharacterized. Bases 461 to 910 code for a protein of 149 amino acids. The transcript has 3 exons. NCBI's taxonomy places the organism in Eukaryota, Metazoa, Arthropoda, Insecta, Hymenoptera, Diprionidae. Gene Ontology annotation, biological process: sleep; regulation of synaptic transmission, cholinergic; positive regulation of voltage-gated potassium channel activity. The record is from RefSeq and is a predicted model, not a curated record.